Messenger RNA from Selaginella moellendorffii, 4072 nucleotides. RefSeq names its product paladin. The coding region runs from base 93 to 3992 and encodes 1299 amino acids. NCBI's taxonomy places the organism in Eukaryota, Viridiplantae, Streptophyta, Lycopodiopsida, Selaginellales, Selaginellaceae. The transcript has 19 exons. The record is from RefSeq and is a predicted model, not a curated record.
UGUUAUUUUUCUAGACUGGUGCAGCAAUGGCGCAGCUAUGGUGAAUCGCGAGGCAUUGGCGCAGCUCUUCCCGGCGAUUUUCCAGCUCCUGGAUGAAUCUCCUCGCUGGUAAAGCAGUGGCCCCGGGAGGGUUCUGUGGAGAUCCAGCCGCGCCGGGGCCCCGGAGCUCGCAGAGUAUCAGCAUUGGGAAGCGCGGGGCAGUAGAGCAAGGGGGAAGGAUUUGCGCUGCGCGAGGGGGAGAAGCUCCAUCGACACUGGAUUCACUCUUAGGGUUUGAGAUGGCGAGCAGCGAGCUCGCCGCGUCGCGGGAGCCGGAGCAUGUGAUUAUGUCGCGAGGAGGCUCCGUGCUUGGGCGGAAGACGAUUCUCAAGAGCGAUCACUUUCCAGGCUGCCAGAACAAGCGUUUACAGCCGCACGUCCAAGGCGCUCCAAAUUAUCGCCAGGUUGGCUCGCUCCCCGUGUUUGGCGUAGCUAUUCCAACGAUCGAUGGCAUACGCAAGGUGCUCGAUUUGAUCGGCGCAAAUCGGAAUGGAGGUCACAAGCGCGUGCUCUGGCACAAUCUCCGUGAAGAGCCAGUUAUUUACAUAAAUGGUCGGCCAUUUGUGUUGAGAGAGAUCGAGAGGCCAUUCACGAACCUCGAGUAUACUGGAAUUAACAGAGUUCGUGUUGAGGAAAUGGAAGCCAGGCUGAAAGAGGAUGUUCUUCGAGAGGCUGGUCGGUUUGGCUGCAAAAUCCUGGUUUGUGAUGAAAUGCCUGACGGCCAAAUGAUCGACCAGUGGGAACCAAUAACUGACGCAUCGGUGCUAACACCUCUAGAGGUGUACGACAGCUUGUGCAAUGAGUCGUACUUCGUGGAUUAUGAACGGUUGCCAAUCACUGAUGAGAAAUCUCCCAAAGAACGGGACUUCGAUCUACUGGUGCAGCGUGUUGCAGAAGCGGACAUUAACACCGCCUUGGUGUUUAAUUGUCAAAUGGGUCGAGGGCGUACAACUACUGGAAUGGUCAUUGCAACUCUUGUAUAUUUGAAGCGAAGCGGAUCUGCAGGAAUUCGUAGAUCGAGGUCCUUCGGGGAAGUACUUGGCUCUGCAGAGGAGUCAACUGACGAAUUUCCUGAUUCCGAGGAAGGGUUUAGACAAGGUGAAUACACUGUUGUAAGGAGCCUUUGUCGGGUUUUGGAGGGUGGCGUCGAAGGCAAACGACAAGUUGAUACUGUUAUAGAUAGGUGUUCGGCUAUGCAGAACUUGCGUGAAGCCAUCAACACAUAUCGUAACAGCAUUUUGCGGCAAGCAGAUGAAAAGAAGAGGGAGUCUUCUCUCUCGUACUUUGUCGAGUAUCUGGAGCGGUACUACUUUCUGAUCUGUUUUGCUGUAUAUAUACAUACAGAUCAGUCUGCCUUAACGCAGCCUGGUGGCUUUCAGCAGUGGAUGAAGGCUAGGCCGGAAUUGUACAGUAUCUUGAGAAGGCUCUUGCGGCGGGAUCCCAUGGGAGCACUUGGCUACAGAAACAAACCCCCUGUGGCAGCUGAAAAUGGCCGACCAUCCAGGAUGGAAGCUGUGGCGGCAUGCAGAACUGGAGACGUUCUUGGGAAACAAACAGUUUUGAAGGGUGACCACUAUCCGGGCUGUCAUAAUCCUCAUCUGCCCGAAAGUGUGGAGGGAGCUCCAAACUUCAGGGAAAUUCCUGGUUUUCCUGUCUACGGAGUUGCCAAUCCCACUGUUAGCGGCAUCAAAGCGGUCUUGGAAAGAGUUGGUGGUGGAAAAGGAGGACGUCCCGUCUUGUGGCAUAACAUGAGAGAGGAGCCAGUCGUAUAUAUCAAUGGACAGCCAUUCGUUCUGCGAGAAGUCGAGAGGCCUUACAAAAACAUGCUCGAGUAUACAGGAAUUGAUCGCGACCGAGUAGAACAGAUGGAGGCUCGACUCAAAGAAGACGUGCUCAAGGAAGCAGAACGUUAUGAUGGUGCAAUUAUGGUGAACCACGAAUCGAAAGACGGUUUCAUAUUCGACAGCUGGGAAAGUGUUACUCCAGAAGGAGUUCAGACUCCAUUCGAAGUUUACUCUCGGCUGGUCUCCGAAGGCUACUCUAUCGAGUAUUCCCGUAUGCCAAUUACUGAUGGAAAAGCUCCAAAGAGCUCAGACUUCGACACACUGACGUCUAAGAUUGUUUCUGCUCCCAAAAAGACCGUCUUCGUCUUCAACUGUCAGAUGGGACGUGGACGCACAACAACAGGCACUGUUAUCGCUUGUCUAGUAAAACUCCGCUGCGAUUAUGGCAAGCCUUUUCGUUUACCGUCCGCUCUUCCUGGAUCUUCUGUGGACGGUGGAUCAGAUAGCAGCGGAGAAGAAAACGGUGAAGCCGGUGACGAGCACCUGACUUUCAAGCCAGCAAAGUUGGAAAGGUGCAAAUCGACAAGCGUACUCGUAAUGGACAACAUAUCUAUUGUGAGAAGACUUACACGCUUACUAGAGGACGGGGUCGCAUGCAGGGAGGCACUUGAUGAUGUUAUAGACCGGUGUGCAGCACUACAGAAUCUCCGUCAGGCUAUUUUACAGUACCGUAAGAGCUUCAAUCAACAAAAUCUGGAGUCUCCUGGCCGAAGAGCAGCUCUAAAUCGUGGAGUUGAGUAUCUGGAGCGGUACUGCAUGAUGAUCGCGUUUGCUUCUUACCUCGGUAGUGAAGCGUUCAGUGAAACCCAGCGUUUGCCGUUCAAGGUAUGGCUAAACAAGCGACCAGAAAUCAAACAGAUGAAGUGGAGUAUGCGGUUGAGGCCGGCUCGUUUUUUCGCUGUUCCUGAGGUGGAAUUUCGGGCAUUGGCUGAGAAUUGCGAGGGCGAUGAGAUUUUAGAAGCGAUAGUCAAGUCCCGGAAUGGUUCGGUUCUGGGGAAACGGGCUAUUCUCAAAAUGUACCAUUUCCCAGGUCAGAGCGCGGCAAGCUGCUUUGACAUCCCUGGAGUACCUCAUAUGCGUAAGAUAGAUGGCUUUCCAGUAUAUAGCAUGGCCACACCCACUGCUCAAGGCGCCAAAGCAGCGUUUGCUUGUCUCAACACAGCCGUUGAUCAAGGAAAGCACGCUGUUGUGACCGACUUGAGAGAGGAGGCUGUGGUUUAUAUUCACGGUAAUCCAUUUGUUUUACGGGAGCUUGACCAACCUGUAAGCACUUUAAAGCACGUUGGAAUAAAAGGUUCUGCGGUUGAGCAAAUGGAGUACAGGUUGAAGGAAGAUAUCCUCGCCGAGAUGAAACGCUCUGGUGGCCGCGUGGUCUUACACCGAGAAGAGUGUAAUCCACUGACAAACAAGUCUGACGUUAUCGGGUACUGGGAAGUUCUGACGUCUGACGAUGUUAAAACUCCUGCCGAGGUUUAUACUGGUCUUGCGGCCGAAGGCUACAAAAUCGACUACAAAAGAAUCCCACUGACGAGGGAGAGGGCCGCUCUGGCAAUGGAUGUGGAUGCCAUCCAGGACAGACUAAACGGAUCUGGCAGCGAAUAUGUAUAUAUUUCUCACACGGGAUACGGAGGUGUCGCGUAUGCGAUGGCAAUCACUUGCAUGGGGCUGCAAGCCGAAGCCGAAGCUAGCUUGGCAGCUUCUUCCUCGGGGGUUCCAUCUUGUGUGUAUGGACCCAUACAAAGGCCUGCCGAUGAUAUAAGCGCUUUCAAGCAAGGGGACUACAGAGACAUACUCAGCUUGGUGAGAGUCCUGCCAAGCGGACCUUUUUGCAAAGCCGAAGUGGAUACCAUCAUCGACAGAUGCUCUGAAGCUGGAAAUCUGAGAGAUGACAUCCUCUAUUACAAGCAGCAGCUCGAAUGCUGCCAGCAAGAGGACGAGGAGCACCGAGCUUACAUUCAAGACAUGGGUGUCAAAGCUUUGAGGAGAUACGCGUUUCUCAUAGCAUUCCGCUCGUUUCUGACGAGUAGAACUCCCAAUUCCUCGUUUGCCGCGUGGAUGCACUCCCGCCCGGAGCUUGGCCACCUCUGCUACAAUCUCAAGCUCGAGUGAGUCUCCUUUUCCUUUUUUUCCACCUGUAAUAUGUGUAUAGUGGUAACUUUUCCUUGGAAGGAAGACAUACUUUCUUUUCA